GGACGCAGAUGUCCCAGACAGCGAUGGAUUUACCAGAAUAUAUCAAACAAGUCCUCUGAAGAUCUGAAUACCAGCCGAGAAGAAGGAGGGAAAAGGAGAGCAUCAGUUAGAGUUAGAGAAAAAAGAAAGAAAGACAAAACAGAGAUCAAAGGAGGCGAUUAGCGUCAUAAGAAUUCCUCAGUCAAAGGAGACGGAUUUAACAGAUUUGUAACCUUGCCUCUGUGAUUAUGAUGGGACGCUACAUCGCACAGAUGUUGGUGCUUGUCCUUGCUGUCCUCCUGGUGCUUGGUGUUGGCGUGUCAUUGGGUCAGAACGACACUGAACCCGUGGUCCUUGAAGGGAAAUGCUUGGUGGUGUGCGACUCGAACCCGUCAUCAGACGGUGGUGUGACGUCAGCGCUUGGCAUCUCAGUGCGCUCAGGGAGUGCCAGGGUAGCAUUCUCGGCCAUCAGGGGCACCAAUCAUGAGCCGUCUGACAUGAGCAACACCUCCACCACCAUCUACUUCGACCAGGUUUUAGUGAAUAUCGGCAACCAUUUUGACUUGAAGGCCAGCGUGUUCACGGCACCGCGGAGGGGAAUUUACAGUUUCAGCUUCCAUGUGGUGAAAGUCUACAACAGACAAACCAUCCAGGUGAACCUGAUGCACAACGAAUACCCCAUCAUAUCUGCAUUCGCCGGAGACCAGGACGUCACACGGGAGGCGGCGAGUAACGGAGUGUUACUGAUGGUGGAGAGGGAGGACCGGGUUUAUCUCAAACUGGAGCGAGGGAAUCUCAUGGGCGGAUGGAAAUAUUCCACCUUCUCUGGAUUUUUAGUUUUUCCUCUCUAAGUACUCUAAACAACUGCUGACUCUUUUUUCAAAAGAGCUGGGAGGUAUUCAUAAUAUGCUGAAUAAGGACCCUGGAGUUUGUGCAUUAAUCUUAUAUAACCAGAGCAAGAGGAACCCGUUUGGAUUUUAUUGUUGGCGGAAAAAAAAAAUCAAAUCUUUCACCUAAGAACGAAAGCGGACAACUAUAUACCCAUGAUGAAGAUGAAGAACUGGGAUCCCGGACUUCAUAUAUUUAUAUUGACCAAUGCUUUUCGUUGUGUUUGUAGAGCCUUAAAGAUCGAUGUGAGGUUGAUUGUGGAGCUGCGGACCUUCCCUAUUCGAACAACAUGUUACUAAAGCAAAUUUGUUUUUGCACGAAUGGAAGAUCUUGUUUGUCUGUGGUGUUCAUGAUGUUUCCUUUGGACGCUGAACAUAUUCAACAUUAUGCCACACAUAGGCUGCCUAAUAUACAGUGAUUAUUAAAAGAGAAAAAAUAUAUAUAUAAAUAUAUUAUAUUCAGCCAAUGGAGACAGUUUAAAAACUGAAGGUCUAUCUGAAUUUAUACAGUACAUAUUAUUCACAUGGUGUGUUC
Molecule: messenger RNA, 1401 nt
Organism: Neoarius graeffei (lesser salmon catfish)
Lineage: Eukaryota; Metazoa; Chordata; Actinopteri; Siluriformes; Ariidae
Gene: cbln2b
Product: cerebellin 2b precursor
Exons: 4
Coding region: 228-830 (200 amino acids)
Molecular function (GO): protein binding
Source: RefSeq, a predicted model, not a curated record